This is a messenger RNA of Aspergillus welwitschiae, 4308 nucleotides long. Its product is annotated as dDENN domain protein. Gene Ontology annotation, biological process: regulation of Rab protein signal transduction. NCBI's taxonomy places the organism in Eukaryota, Fungi, Ascomycota, Eurotiomycetes, Eurotiales, Aspergillaceae. The record is from RefSeq and is a predicted model, not a curated record. Bases 1 to 3645 code for a protein of 1214 amino acids. Gene Ontology annotation, cellular component: cytoplasmic vesicle. The transcript is spliced from 4 exons.
AUGCCUUUCUCCUCCUCCUCCUCUUCCUCCUCUUCCCCGCCCGAAGCGUCCACCACCCCGCUCGCCGACUACUUCUGGAUCGCUGGUGUGGAUGGAACAGAGGUCUUGGAAACCUAUCGCAGAUUAGGGGAUGAAUACCGUGCCAACAAUGCCACUUCUCCGGGCCCCGCCGUUACAGAUACCAUCGAGGAAGAUGCCGAUGCCGAGGAGGAUUCUCAUCUGGACAGUCUCUCCCGUCCCAUUUCCAUGGCCGGGAACCGGACCUCCUUCCAGCGCUUCUCCAUGCGCUCGGUCGAUCCCGAACCCAACGAGAAUGGCACCCACAGCAACCGCAGUAGUAUGACAAUUAAGGGUGCCCCUUCUCCUCGGGGCUCCUCCUUCCUUGAAGACUUCGACUUUGACAAAGCGCUGUUCAAGUUCGCGUCGGAGAGGGAGUCAUUUCUGUCGGAUCUCAAUGUCAGCGCGGGCGCAAUCACCCCCUCGACUCGUCCCAGGUCCAGAUUACGCACCCAGAAGAUCGUCUCCGAGGAGACCCCACAGCCUGCGGGCCUGCUCCGGUCUAGUAUAGGUAGUGUGCGGCGACACAUGGCAUUCCGCGAUAUGAACAGUAUGAAGCGGCAACCCUCGAUUGCUCGUCAAGCAUCCAUCCGUACCUCGCGACGUCUGAGUAAUUACAACUCGGUGAUACCUGUUCCGCAACCGCUCGAAAUCUCUCCCACUAUGCACCCCCUAAAGCGGAGGUUCGAGCCCGUCCUUCUCGACCGGUAUCCGACCAAAGGCAUGUCCGACGAACUGAAGCUGCGAGGGAAUUUCCCGGAUUAUGUGCCCAUGUUUGCUUUUCCGAACGAUAUCAACAUUGUUUCGUCGGAUCAAAGGCCGCGAUCCACCUGGCACGGCUUCGUCAUGACCACUGAUAACGGCUCACGCCUGCACGCCAUCUGUCUCAUCAUCUGGAUCCCACUCAACCAGCGAGCGGCCGAAGAACUGGAGAAGCGUUGCGAGGAGUGGCGGAAGGACAACAUGACCGAUGAAGAGAGGGAGCUGGCGGCGAGUCUUGGUGAGAGGCUGGCAAGUGAGCGAGCUAAACUCUCUAGGCUUCUCGCUCAGCUACCCACGGUGCCUUCAGGGUCAGAGUCACGAGAGCAACUGGAAGAUGAGAUCAGUGCGGUGGAAGAGAAGAUCACUUUAAUGACGGACCUCUUGCGUCCAGUCCGUCACGGUGCAGCAUCGAAGAUCGAGGGUUUGACCGAUGGGGAUACUGGAUUUUGGAUCCCCCGUGCCUACGGUAUCCUAGGCCGAGAGGAAAACAUGACCAGCUUCUGGAAGGAAUGGCUGAAGGCUGUCGUUGUUCCAAUGACGGACGGCAGCCUCCAGAGGAUCCCCCCAAGCUCUCCACGUAUGGGCAUCUGGCAACCCCUCGAGCGAUAUGUGAUGAACUUGUGUACAGAGGCGUUCAGUCCCAACUCGUCCAAGACUCAAGUGGAGCUUGCAGUGCGCGAGUUGCGUCUUUUUGCUCGCAAGGAGGCUGCCAAUGAGCUUCCGGGCUCUCGGAACACCGACCUCUAUGCGCUAUUCCGGGCCCUGUCGUUACAGAACAUCAUGAUCUUGUUCGAGUACGCUCUUACGGAGUCGCGUAUUAUUCUCUUGUCAUCCCACACAUCGAUGCUGUACCUGGCGACCAAGGCCAUCGUUGACCUGUUGUUCCCGCUGCAGUGGGCCGGUGUUCUUAUCCCUAUCCUGCCCGCACGACUCAUCCAGGCUCUGGAAGCCCCUUGUCCCUACAUUGUAGGUAUUGAGCGUCGGUAUGAAAAGGUCGAGCUGCCAUCAGAUGAUUUUGUGUUGGUCGAUUUGGAUGCCGACCUUAUCGAAAGCACUGUUCAACCAACGCCGCUCCCCCGUCAUCAGCGCAGAAAGCUGCUUUCUUUACUCCAGCUAGCUGCUCCUCAUCACAGUCGGUGUGGGGUACCCACUGGGCCACCGGCAUAUGCUGUGGAAACAUACCCCUUUGAUGCAUUCAUGUCGGAGAACUCCUCUAUUUUCUCGUCCAAGGCCCAAUCGACCCAGUUGGCGAAAUACGUCAGUCUCAACUCGAGCGCUUUCGGAGCCACUUCUGUAACUCCGAAUACCCAGCCCCCACUCAUCUUUAACGCCUAUCUGCAUGCUCGCUAUGAGCAGGCUGCUUCAAGGGGGUAUUCGUCCAAGGGCCUAGACCGGCCGGGAACUGGCUCGACGCAUAAGACCGGCUCCCCGCCCUCUCCCAGGGACAUCUCACCCACAUCCGGCCAUUUCCCGUCGGUCUCCGGCUCCCGUGCUGAUUCCGGUACGACGUUGCAGGCAUCGCUGCGCGAGAAACGUUCGGGCCACUUUGAUGCAGCAUCUCGGCGUAGCUCGUCAUUCGGGAUGGACAUGCGUACUGGUGUUCCACGCCGGCCCAGUGCUCCCUUCCUCGGCCACGCGCCCAAUCUAUCCGUUACUACAUUGAACACCGACUAUAACCCGGGUUCCACAUAUGCACCUUCGGUGUAUGCACAGUCCACAGUCGCUGCGUCGACGAUAGUCCCCCAGGCUUCCGCGCAGCCCAUUCACAACGCAGAAGGUACCUGCUGGGUGGAGGGGCAUUGCUUGCAAGUACAGCCGUGGGAUGACAAAGCCACCUGUGCAAUUUGUGAUGACCAGGCGGAAGAAAACAUGUACAAGUGUACCGCCUGUAAGACAGUGGUGCACAACCGAUGCGCCCUCCAGAUAUGCAUUGUGUGUCCGGCCGCCUUCCAUCCUGAGCAAGUUCGCGCUGCGUUUGUUCGAUGCUUUGCCAGCUUGUUUUACACAUACAAGACGUUUCUUCAGCCCGCCACGGGUGACAAGAAGAAAGCCGGGUUGACAUAUAACUUCAACAUGGAAGCCUUCAUGAAGAGCCUGCCCGGAGAGCAUGCGGAAUAUAUUGCUGUCCUGCAACAAACCCAAGGCUUUAACGAGUUUAUCAGCGAACGGGAGAGAGCGAAUCCCAAGUCUCGAGACCCUCGGAUGGCCCUCUUUGAUGAGAUCAUCCUGUCUAAGCGCAAUCGGGGCCGAUCCUCUAUUUUCUCCGGUCGUAGUAUGACGGACUUCCUCUCUGACACGUCAAACCACCUCUGGAGAACCGCGAGCGCCACAUCCUUUGGAGGGGGUAGUAGGAGCCAGAACAGCAUGUCCGGGGACUACAGCCGGCUAGUCUCACGAGGAACCCCGCAUGAUCCAUGGGGCGCCUCGGGUUUCGAAGACGGCAAAUACUGCACGCAGAAAGCCGCUUCCCAAGCUCAUGAACGGGCUUGCCAUAUCACCCCCAUAAAGGAGGGGAGAUCACAUUGGUGGAGUGCACAUUCCGAAAGAUCACUAUUGGAUAUGGCACGGCCCCGUGUGACACCAAACCGCCACGUAUCUCAUGUCGUAUCUCUUGGUCCGGACCUAUUGCUAUUGCAUGCGAGUAGAGACAAUGUGGAUACGUGCGGUGGGUUACCAUUACCGCAUCUCACUUACGAGUGGCCCGCGACCGUGUUUGAAACACUCGUCGCACCGUGCCUCAGAUCCCGGCGCAACAUGACCCCUGAAUUGCAGCAUUUGGUCUGCAAGCCAGGCUUAAUGCUUACUAAAAAUCAAACGUCUGACUGAGGGUCAUGGAUCGAAGGCCUCGGGUGAUCUAUAGCUUCACGUGAAGGGGGCCUAGUCAACCGCUCAUCUUGAAGCAGGAUCGCCCGGGAAUCAUUGGAUACCAUGACGGACCUCAGUUUGCGACGAGCAUAAUAAUGAUUGUCUGGCAUGCCAGUCACCCGGCUUUGCAGUCGCCAGAGUACAUACAUCCUAUGCAUCCAUGUACACAUAACUACCACAUACCUCCCCCAUACAUAUGUUGCACUGAACCCAUUUGCCUGAACAUGAACGAGCAUCCACCGAUGCUGGAACAGGUAUGCAUUUCUUACCUGGUGUCAUUAUUCGAACUUCUUUGUUGUUUUCAUUUCGAAGAGCAUGUUGGUUUUUGUUUCUUUCCAAUACCCCCUUUUGAUUGGCUGGUAUUUCUUUUUAAUCUAUUCGAGUGCCUUUCUGGACUAUUGGUGGAUUCAGCCGUCAUGUUACAUAAGGAUUCUUCUGCACCAAUUGAUCACUUGCCACCUGUGGUACACCGAUAUGCAUUGAAGUAUUGAUGAAGUACUUUGUAGAGCCGGGCAUCGGCCCUGGCUGUAAGGCUGAUUGUCCUGGCCAGCUGGCCGGAACAUCCGGGGAGUUAGGUCAGCUAUGAUGCAGCAGGGAGGGUGGAGAUGGCGGCCGGUUUUAAUG